Messenger RNA from Eriocheir sinensis (Chinese mitten crab), 3491 nucleotides. RefSeq names its product ADAMTS-like protein 4. Bases 1341 to 3149 code for a protein of 602 amino acids. Lineage: Eukaryota; Metazoa; Arthropoda; Malacostraca; Decapoda; Varunidae. Gene Ontology annotation, molecular function: metalloendopeptidase activity. The record is from RefSeq and is a predicted model, not a curated record. The transcript is spliced from 11 exons. Gene Ontology annotation, biological process: extracellular matrix organization. Gene Ontology annotation, cellular component: extracellular matrix.
CUGGUUGGUCAGUGUUCAGCAGACUCGUGGAAUGGGGAGCUGUUCUUGCCCUCUCUCCCUCACGCUGGCUCACUCGCUCUCCCUCUCUCCCGCACGCCGCUAAACACGCCCUCCACCUCCGCCCCUAGGAAGUGAAGAAAGGGAGGAAGAAGGGAGAUAUACGCCCCAUUCAACCUCUGGGAAGUGAAUGAAGGAAGAAGGCAAAUAAUUUUAGAAGAGAAGGAAGAAGGGAAAUCAACGCCCCUGUAAAGCUUAAGAAGUGAAGAAAGAAAGGAAGAAAAGGUGGAAGAAGGAACUUAACGGCUCUCCAUCUCUUGGGAAGUGAAGGAAGGAAGGAAAGGAAGAGGAAAGAAAGUAAACGCCACUUAAAAGCCGGAGAAGUGAAGAAAGAAAGGAAGAGGAAGGCAAAUAAACUGAGAGGUGAAGGAAGGAAGAAGAGAAAUAUCAACGCUUUUCCAACCCCUGAGAAGUGAAGGAAAGAAGAAAGGAAAAAGAAAUCAAAUUAUCCUCACCUUUAUCUUUCAUUAACACUUUGGGACGUGAAAGUUGGCGUUUGUGAAGGAAAAUAAGCCACGCGGACGAACUUCAUUUUGGUUUUCAAGAAAGUGUUGAUCGAUUUUCGUGUUUCCCGUAUGAUUGAUAAUGGAACCGAAAAUUACUUGAGCUUUUUUUCUUUGUUAUGACGCGGUGAAACUGAAAAUGUUAUUGUUGCAUUGAACGUGUGCUAUAUACCUAGUGAGAGACAAAAACUUUAGUUGUUGUUGAAACUGAAAAUUAUAUGCUUUUUGAUAUGAUUCUUCUUGAUGCGAAAUAUUGGAUAGAAUCUUGAUUAUGAUGGAAGAACAGGAAUAGAAGAACAAUAACAAGUAGAAGAACAGUAAUAAGUAAAAUAACAAUAAAGUCGGUGGUUUUUCUACAUCUUCAGUGACGUUAUUUAUUAUCAGAAGAAAAGACGAUUGAAAACGAUACAUUGAACUGACUAUCUUGUUAGUGAUAUUUUGAAGAAUUAAGAGUUGCGUGCGUGUGUUUGUGAGUGGAUCUUUGUGUGUUCACGUGUGAGUCUUACGUACGCGUGUGAGUGUGAGCGAACCACCACCACCACCACCAACAACAACAACAACAACAACAACAACACCGCCACCACUUACAAAUUGACACAUGGAGAAGAUGAAGUGUUUGAAACUAUGACACUUGACGAACAAACUUGACAACAACAACAACAAAAAUAAUAAUAAGAGUAAGAAGAAGAAGAAGAAGAAGGAAUUUGAGUGCACCUGCGUGUGGCUGUGUACGUAAGUUGGUGUACACGUCUAUGUAAGGAGGGAAACGCACACCAGGAAAUGCCAUCUUCCAUGUACAUUAUUUUGGUGGCGGCGUGGGCGUGGGCGGCGGCCGUGCUGGGGGAGGAGUGCCACGUGUGCCGCCUCUCCCCCUGCCGGCGCGUUACUGGGCUCUUCACCCGCGCCAGGCUCCCCGUGGGCUAUAACCUGAUCGCUCGUGUGCCGCCGAGGGUCUGCAACCUUACCGUCACGGAGCUGCGGCCCUCGGCGAACUAUCUUGCCAUAAGGACAGACCUGGGAUACAUAAUCAACGGGAACUGGGCCAUCCUACCACCUGGUCGCUACAUGGGCGCAGGAACUGGCUUCUUUUACAGCCGCCCCCACACGCCAUCCGAGGUGGGUGAGGUCAUCCAGGCGCCCGGACCCCUCACCAUACCUGUGGAUGUGAUGCUGAUCUACCAGUCGACCAACCCCGGGGUCAGAUACGAAUACUGGCAGCCCAUUGGUCCCCCCCAGGUCCUCCCCCGCAGCACCCCCCUCCACCCCCGUGCCCCCUCCCCCCUCCACCACGUCCUCCCCGCGUACCAGGCCAGACCAGGGGGGGAGGGGAUCGUGCAGCUGGACCCCCCUGAUCCCCUCCGGUCCCCUUCCCUGGGUGUUGGGGGGAUAGUGGGGGGAGAGGAUCCUUCGGGGGGCCCCACGUGGAGGGUGUGGAAAUUUACCCCGUGUUCCAGGACCUGUGGGGGAGGCCAGCAACAAACCGUCUACAUCUGCACAAGCCCCGCCGGUGCCAUUCUACCCGACGACGACUGCGGCUCAGCAAAACCCGCGCCCCAAACUGUCCACUGCAACCCCCGCCCCUGCCCGCCCUCGUGGCAGCUCGGUGAAUGGUCCCCGUGUUCCGUCACCUGCGGCUCCGGGGUAAUGACAAGGACGUGGGCGUGUGUGCAGGAGGUGACGCCCACGCUGACCCGCUCCGUGCCGCCCUCCACCUGCCCGGCGCCCCUGCGAGCCACCAUGGUACCCCUCAUCCAGCCCUGCACCAUGGCCCCCUGCACCAAGUGGGAGGUCACGGCUUGGACGCAGUGCUCGGUGGAGUGCGGCACGGGGGUCAAGUCUCGUCUGGUCACCUGCCGGGCGGAUGGGCGGCGCGUGACGGAGGGCGAGGGGGAAUGCAACCCGCAGGAGAAGCCACCCUCCCAGCAGCUCUGCCACGCCCACUCCUGCGCCCACCACACCUGGUUCUACACGGAUUGGUCUGAGGAGUGCUACGGGGGCUGUGAGGAUGGCGUACAGCGUCGGCGUGUGUGGUGUCUGCCGGGCGUCAACACGGUGGAGGGGGAGUGUGACCAGAGCCAGCGACCCCCCGACACGCGCCCCUGCCCUCCACCCAACGCCUGUGCCGCCGCCUGGUUCACGGGGCCCUGGCAGACGUGUUCAGACGAGUGCGGGAACGGAACACACUCGCGGGAGGUAGUGUGCGUGGUGUUUCUCCGCGGUACCUUCCGGGCCACGCUGGACAUUGAGUGUGACGCCGCUGCCCGACCCGAGGACUCUCAGAGCUGCAACCCGGAGCCCUGCCCCCCACACUGGUACUACACCGACUGGUCUCAGUGUUCCCGUACCUGCGGCCGAGGCACCAAGACCCGCCUGGUGCAAUGCCUCGACCACCACCAGCAGCUAUCCUCACGCUGCUCCCUCGCCGACAAGCCCGCCACGGCCCGCCCCUGCGUCGAGAAGCCCUGCAGCAAGCCCAGUGACCGCAGCUGCGUGGACCGCUUCCGUAACUGCGUGUUCGUGCAGCAAGCUCGCCUCUGCCGCUAUGCCUACUACAGGAGCGUCUGCUGCGCGUCCUGCUUCAAUGAGUAAUGGAAAACGGGGAUCGGGGCGGGUGGCUUGCUGUCCGUGGCGUCUCCGUUGUCCGUCUUUCCUAGGUACUUUUUCGUUCCUUUUUCCUUCCUUUUUAAAUCUUUCCGUCUUUCUUUUCUUUUCGUUUUUACAUAUGAUUUAAUAUUUUCUUCCUCAUUUCCUCUUUUUUACGUAUUUGUUCUUGAUUUUUCAUUUAAUAUAUCUUCCUACUUGCUUUUUUUCCUCCUUUUUUAGUCUUUUCAGUGGAGGAAAAAUAUGAUUCAUCCUUUUUUUUAGACUUCCUCCCAUUUCUUCUUCCUCAUUUCCUCUUUUUACUUAUUCGUUCUUGAUUUUUCAUUUAAU